AUGGAUGAGAACUCGUGGGAGACUCGAGCAGCAGUCAAGCGCGCCGCGACCUUAGACAAGAUCCCUUCAGAAUGGAGAUUAUCCUCAGAGGACCUCGAACAUGCUCACAGCCAACGCGACAUCACGGGAUCUUUUAUUGAGCGGUUCCUUGACGAAGAAACAGCUUCUAUCACAUCUCUAAAGACUGUUGAGAUUUUAAAUGCCGUGUCCGAACAAGAACUCACAACGAUGAAGGUCGUGAGGGCAUUCUGUCAACGAGCGGCUGUGGCUCAUCAGAUCAAUAAUUGUCUUCACGAAAUUUUCUUUGAUCAAGCCUUUGAGCGCGCCCAGUACCUGGAUGAAUACUUCACCAAACAUGGAAAGGCGCUAGGGCCACUUCAUGGUCUGCCUAUCAGUCUCAAAGACCAAUUCCACGUGAAAGGUGUCGAUACAACAAUGGGCUACGUCGGUUGGAUUGGCGGUAAUCUGGGUAUUGAUUCUGAUAAAACCUAUACGGUCGAAAGCCACAUCGUCACCGAGCUUCUUUCCCUUGGAGCAGUGCUAUACUGCAAGACAAGCCUCCCUCAAACCCUCCUCUUUGGCGAGACAAAGAACAACAUCAUCGGCCAGACAUUAAACCCGAUUAAUCAGAACUUGUCAUGUGGCGGCUCUUCAGGUGGUGAAGGAGCCCUCAUGGCAUUGGGCGGAAGCUCGGUUGGUGUUGGGACAGAUAUCGGUGGAUCGCUGAGGAUACCAGCUGGUUUUUGCGGAAUCUUUUCCAUAAAGCCAACGUCAAAUCGAUUAAGCUAUCGCGACGUUGCGAAUACGAACCCUGGACAAGAUACAUAUCGGUCUACAAUUGGGUUUAUGGGGACGUCGAUUGAUGCACUAGAAGUGGUAUUUAAGGCUAUUCUUGGGACGGAGCCUUGGAUGAAAGAUCCAGCUGUUAUACCAAUUCCGUUUCGAAAAGAUGUCAUGGAGUCGUAUCGGAGGCGAUCAGAUGAGAAAGGUAACGCGAAAUCUGGAGAGAGGCCACUAAAGAUGGGUGUCUUUUGGUGUGAUGGGAUGGUAGGACUACAUCCGCCUGUUCUUCGGGGGUUGACGGUAGUAGUCGAUGCGCUGAAGAAAGCUGGGCACAAGGGAGGAUUUCUCGGUGCAGACGGAGCGCACGACAUCCACCAGCACCUUAAUCGAUCCGGCGAGCCUCUAAUCCCAGAUUUACAAGAUGGCCUCAAUCUGGAAACCCCGACGGAGUUACUCAAGUAUCAGGAUCUUACAAUCCAAGGCCUUGAGUUCGAGCGGCAGUAUUCCGAUUACUGGAACUCAACCGCGGACUCAGAUGGUCAGAUUGUAGAUGCUGUUCUCAUGCCUGUAGCGCCUCACGCAGCUGUGAUACCUGGAAAGUUCUACCACGGAGCGUAUACUGAUGCGAUGAACUUGACCAAUUACACAGCCGUCGUUAUUCCCACGAUCAGAGCGGAUAAGAGGAUUGACGUUUUUGAUGAGGGGUAUGAACCGCUGGGUGAGAUUGAUAGGAAGAAUUGGCAAGCUUACGACGCAGAUUUAUAUGACGGGGCUCCAGUAGGUGUCCAAAUCGUAGGGCGAAAGUUCGAAGAGGAGAAAUGCCUAGCCAUAGCUCGAAUAGUCCAAGCCGUUGUCGAGAGCGCAAUCAAGACAGGUUAG
Messenger RNA from Fusarium fujikuroi IMI 58289, 1662 nucleotides. RefSeq names its product probable general amidase. The transcript has 6 exons. Lineage: Eukaryota; Fungi; Ascomycota; Sordariomycetes; Hypocreales; Nectriaceae. The record is from RefSeq and is a predicted model, not a curated record. The coding region runs from base 1 to 1662 and encodes 553 amino acids.